AUGCUUUCUUCCAUCUCACAAUUUCAGAAGCUGAUAUGGGACCAGUGGAACAUCCGCAUAAUUAUCCUCUUCAGUCUCUUCCUUCAGAUCUUCCUCAUCGUUUCUGCUCCCUUCAGAAAACGGAUGAGAGGAGGAGUCUCCGAAUUCUUCAUAUUCUUUGUCUGGUUGGCUUAUCUUCUCGCCGACUGGGCAGCUGGCUACUGCAUUGGACUCAUCUCCAACAAUCAAGAGCAAAAAACCACUCUCACACAAAACGAUUACCUCAUGGCAUUUUGGGGUCCUUUCCUUCUCCUACACCUGGGUGGCCCUGACACCAUCACUGCGUUUUCUUUGGAGGACAACGAGCUCUGGCAUAGGCACCUUCUCGGCCUCAUUUUCCAGUCAGUCACAACUGCUUAUGUCUUCCUUUUGACGGUCCCUCGGAACCCGUUAUGGUUGCUGACGAUAUUGAUGUUUGUUGCCGGAUUAAUCAAGUAUGCUGAGAGAACUCGCGCUCUGUACAUCGCGGCCAUCAAUAAUUUCAGGAAGUCCUUGCUUCCGAAGCCGGAUGCGGGGGCCAAUUAUGCGAAGCUCAUGGAGGAGUACUCUUCUAGGCUGGCGGCCGAGCUUCCAGCCGAAAUAAUCAUGAUUCCGGAGACCGGUGAGACGGGAAAAGAUGGGAGCAGCAAUCAAGAAACAGAGCUCGUGGCGAUUGAUAUUUACAAACUUGAGUUGGUGCAGAAAGCUUUCUCCUUCUUCCUCAAGUUUAAAGGUCUCGUCGUUGACAUGAUAUACAGCUUCAAAGACCGGGACGACAGCCGGAGAUAUUUUGAAAGCAAAUCGGCAGGAGAGGCUCUCAUGCUCAUAGAUGUUGAGCUCAAUUUCAUGUAUGAAGUUUUCUACACCAAGGCCUCGGUGAUUCGCCAAAAUUGGUUCUGGUUCUGUGGAAAAUUCGUUUCAUUAAUGUCCAUUACGGCCACCCUUGUACUCUUCAUUAAGGUAGACAGGCAUGGUUUCGACAAGUUGGAUGUUAGGGUGACUUAUGCGUUGCUGUUUGGCGCUCUGUUCCUGGAUGUCAUGGCUCUUUUCAAGCGUUUUUUCAGUGAUUACACUGCUACCCUCUCCGAUGAAUCUCUAAUAGAUUCCUACGCAGCUUCUCAUUACCAAAACUUCCGAAUUAAAAUCUUCAGGCGUCUCAAUGGAAUAAUUUUGUCGCGGUUCCUCAGGCUGGGGAAUCUAACCUGGCCACAAAUCCAGAAAGGCCCUUACCGCGGCUGUCACAGAUUGUCCACCAAAUUUUUAAUGCGCAGAUGGUCUGGAUCAAUCACGGGGUACAAUCUGCUGAGUUACUGCUUGAAAGAGUCAGUUCAGAGGGAUCCUGAUGAUCUAUGCCUCAAAAUCUGGGUAUAUGUCAAGCAUUUAUUCUGUCAACUAGGCAAAUGUUGUAAUAUUAACGACCUCCUUGAUCAGUGGAGGCAUGAAUCCAAAAACCCGUUCGUCAAAGAGCUUUGGGAAUACUUGUUCGAAAAGCUGAAAGAGAAAUCAGCUGGUGCUCAAGAUAUAGAGGCCAUCCAAAGCAUAUGUUCUGCUAGAGGUGAGCAGGUUGUCCAGAAGGCCAACUUAGAAACCCUGAAGCCAUUUGUGGAUCCGAACGAAGUUGCUUUUGAUCAGAGCCUUCUAUUGUGGCACAUUGCUACUACUCUCUGUUCCACCCAAGACGCUAAAAAUGAAGAGAAGGAUCGACGCAAUAGACAAAUCAGCAUGCUUGUCUCGGAUUACAUGCUAUACCUUCUGGUUAUGCAGCCCAACAUGAUGUCGGCCAUAGCAGGAAUGGGACAAAAGAGGUUCCAAGACACAUGUGAAGAGGCCAAAAGGUUCUUCAAGAGGAGGAGCAUUCCAGCAGAAGGGGAUGGUGGGGAGGAUAUGCUGAAGGAAGCUUGCGACAUUCUAAUGAAAGUGCCAACAGAACAAAAACCCAUUGAUGUGAAGGGGGAUAGGAGCAAAUCCCUAUUGUUUGACGCAUGUCGUUUGGCCAAAGAGUUGAACAAUUUAGAAAAUAACAAGAAAUGGGAAAUCAUAGCCAGUGUGUGGGUGGAAUUGCUGUCGUAUGCCGCGUGCCACUGCAGGCCUACGGGACACGUCCAGUUAUUGAGUAAAGGUGGCGAGCUCAUUUCCUUUGUUUGGCUCUUAAUGGCUCAACUCGGUCUCAGCACUCAGUUUCAAAUCAAGGAUGGCGACGCGAGGGUCAAACUCAUAGCGGGUUACUCCCACAGUUAA
This is a messenger RNA of Neltuma alba, 2256 nucleotides long. RefSeq lists its product as uncharacterized. The record is from RefSeq and is a predicted model, not a curated record. The coding region runs from base 1 to 2256 and encodes 751 amino acids. The transcript has 2 exons. NCBI's taxonomy places the organism in Eukaryota, Viridiplantae, Streptophyta, Magnoliopsida, Fabales, Fabaceae.